Tricharina praecox is the source of this 3180-nucleotide messenger RNA. Its product is annotated as ANTH domain-containing protein. Gene Ontology annotation, cellular component: actin cortical patch; clathrin-coated vesicle. Gene Ontology annotation, biological process: endocytosis; actin filament organization; clathrin coat assembly. The record is from RefSeq and is a predicted model, not a curated record. Lineage: Eukaryota; Fungi; Ascomycota; Pezizomycetes; Pezizales; Pyronemataceae. The transcript has 13 exons. The coding region runs from base 1 to 3180 and encodes 1059 amino acids. Gene Ontology annotation, molecular function: clathrin-cargo adaptor activity; clathrin light chain binding; phosphatidylinositol-3,4-bisphosphate binding.
AUGUCGUACUCCGGCACUAGGAAUGUGGACAUGAGCCGGUCCGAAUCCGACCUGGUCAUCAACAUCAAGAAAGCCACCAACAUCGAGGAGACUGCUCCGAAACGGAAACAUGUCCGCUCAUGUAUCGUCUACACGUGGGACCACAAGUCGUCGCAGUCGUUCUGGGCCGGCAUGAAAGUGCAGCCCAUCAUGGCCGACGAAGUGCAGACAUUCAAAGCAUUGAUCACGGUACACAAGGUGCUGCAGGAGGGACAUCCAGUAUCGAUCAGGGAGGCCCAAUUCCACGCGGGAUGGAUCGAGACUCUUGGAAGGGGAGUUAUCGGGGAUGGCAUUCGCGGUUACGGUCCCUUGAUCCGCGAGUACAUCCAUUUCCUGCGCGCGAAGCUACAGUUCCAUCGGUAUCACCCCGAAUUCAACGGAUUAUUCGAGUACGAGGAAUACAUCAGUCUGAAAUCCACCAACGAUCCGAACGAGGGUUAUGAGACGAUUUCGGAUCUUAUGACUCUACAGGAUCAGAUCGAGACGUUCCAGAAGCUCGUGUUUUCUCACUUCCGCCAUGGAAUGAACAAUGAAUGCCGCAUCUCGUCGUUGGUACCACUGGUGCAGGAGAGUUACGGUAUCUACAAAUUCAUCACCAGCAUGCUGAGGGCUAUGCACAUCAUCACUACUGGCGAUGAUGAGGCUUUGGCUCCCCUACGGCAGCGGUACGAGGGUCAGCACCACAGAUUGGUCCGCUUCUACUACGAGUGUUCAAGCGUGCGGUACUUGACAAGUCUUAUCACCAUACCGCGACUUCCUCAGGAUCCGCCGAACUUGACGAGCGAAGAAGACGCGCCUCCGACACUCCCGAAGCGACCCGUCGCCCCGAAGGAGACCCCCGCACCUACGCCCCCGCCCCCUCCUCCACCCGCCGCACCAGAGCCCGAGUCAAUAGACGACUUCUGGUCGAACGCCCAAGCUAUUGAAGACCAUAAUGCGGAGCAGGAGCGACUGCGUCAACAGCGGGAAUUGGAACAGCAGCAACAGAUGGCAAUGCUGAUGCAGCAGCAGCAAGAUUUCGAGGAACAGCAGCGGAUGCUGGCCGAGCAGCAGAGGUUAGCCGAGCAGCAGUUGAUCAGGGACCAGUAUGCGAGGCAGGCCCAGGGUCACGUUGCGGAACUCGAAAGACAGUUGUUGGACCUGCAGGGACAACAGAAUAACAACCGCCUUCUACUCGAGUCGUACGAUAAUAAAGUGAAGGCCCUAGAAAAUGAGAUUUCUAACCUCAAUCUCAACAGCCAGCAACUUCAUGAAUCGAAGGAGAGUCUCAUCCAGUCUCUCACAGCGCAGGCCAAUUUGUGGAAGAGCAAGUACGAUGCUCUCGCCAAGAUUUACUCUCAACUUCGGCACGAGCACCUGGACCUCCUGGGCAAGUUCAAGCAGCUGCAGCUCAAGGCGUCCUCCGCCCAGGAAGCCAUCGAUAAGCGGGAGAAGCUGGAGCGGGAGAUGAAGAGCAAGAACUUGGAGUUGGCCGAUAUGAUCCGAGAGAGAGAUCGUGCUCUUUACGAUCUGGACCGCGUCAAAGGGUCCCAAAAAGAUGAGGUCGAGACUCUGAAGCGCGAGCUCCGAAUGGCCGAGGAGAAAUCCAACAACCAGGACAGCAGCAAGGGUAGGGAGCUCUCCGCGAUGCUUUCCCGGCACAACCGUGAGAUGGCGGAUCUCGAGGAGUUGCUGCGAUCCAAGCAGCGGCAGAUCGAUGAUCUCAACUCUCGCACCUCCGAUCUUAGUGAGGAUCUCAAGAGACAGCUUAAGGAUAAGGAGGAGGAGCUUGAGGUCUACAAGGCUGGAAUGGAUCAAGUUUUGUUGGAGGUCAACGAGCAGAAGAUGGCUGCAGGACAGGAACCCAAGAUGGACGAUGAACUCAUGGAUACCCUGCUUCUCGAGCAUCUGAAGAGGCUGCACGAGAUCAUUGAUUCCGUUCUUCAGAGUGGUGUCCAGCGCAUCGAUGAUGCCCUCUACGAACUUGAAUCUCCCAUGAACGCCGGGAACCAGAAUGCCACCGCCGGUUAUCUGUUGUCUCAAAUAGAAAAGGCCGCCUUCAGUGCCACCGAAUUCGCGACCACGUUCAACAACUUCAUUGCGGAUGGCCCUAGCAGUCACCAGUCCCUGAUCAUCAAGAAUGUUACCACUUUUUCCAGCGCCAUUGCCGACGUUCUCUUCAACUCGAAGGGAGUAACGCGAUUCAUCUCCGAUGAGAGGAAAAUAGAGACGCUGAUCUCGGCAGCCCGCCAAUCUGCCGAUUACGGGAUUAAGUUCUUCCAGAACCUGCAGUCGUUCCGUCUCGACGAUCUGAGCGCCGAUCAGAAGGCGGACAUCGUCAUCACCAACAACUUGGAGGUCCAGGCCAGCCUGCAGAAGUUGACUAAGCUCACCGAGCAGUACGUCGGCACGGGCAGCAAGAUCACGGAUGUCAAGAAGGAUAUCGGUGAGCAUGUUGACAGCGAGUUGGGUAAGGCUGCCGCGGCUAUCGAGGCUGCCGCUGCUCGUCUGGCGCAGCUUCAGAAUAAGUCGAAGGAUGGCUAUUCGACCUACGAGUUGAGGAUCCAUGAGUCUAUUCUGGAAGCCGCUAUCGCCGUCACCAAUGCUAUCGCUCAACUCAUCAAGGCCGCUACGAUAUCGCAGCAAGAGAUUGUGGCCAAGGGCAAAGGAGGAAGUUCGCGCGCGGCUUUCUACAAGCGCAACAACCGGUGGACGGAAGGUCUCAUCUCGGCUUCGAAGGCUGUCGCUUCGUCGACGAACAUGUUGAUCGAGACUGCCGACGGUGUCAUCAGCGGACGCAACAAGCUCGAGCAGAUGAUCGUCGCAUCGAACGAAGUUGCAGCCUCGACGGCGCAGUUGGUAGCCGCAUCGCGUGUCAAGGCGGACUUCAUGUCCAAAUCGCAAGAGCGGCUGGAGGGCGCGUCCAAGGCCGUCACCUACGCCUGCAAAUCGCUCGUUCGCCAGGUCCAGAGUAUCAUCGCUGCAAAGAACCGUGAGGAGGGUGACGAUGACAACUGGGCGGAACUCAGCGGCCACGAGUUCAAGGUCCAAGAGAUGGAGCAGCAAGUCGAAAUCCUCCAGCUCGAGAACAAGCUCAACGCGGCCCGAAUGCGGCUGGGAGAGAUGCGCAAGCACUCGUAUGCCCAGCAGGACGAGGACUAG